GGCAAAUCCCAGCCGUCGACCCCUCAUCCGGCCCCGGAUGGAUCUCCUACCAUGGCCGGCACGCCUGACCGGAAGAACACGCCGUCUCCGACGUCCGCGGCGACAUCGGGCCCAGGCUUCCCGCCCCCGCUAAUACCACGCAGCCGCUCGAAUGACGGGCUCGGCCUCAACGGGAUGGGCUCGUCGGCCGGCAUCGACGCGCACAUGGUGGCCGCGCUCGACGCCGAGCUUGAGUCGAGCCUCGAGUGGAUCAACCACCCGGCCGUCUUCGGCCGCGACAGCCGCAAGGCGGUGCUGCAGGCCAUCGGCGUCAUCAGCUCGCAGCGCGCCUUCACCUUCCGCACGCCCAUCGAGAGCCUGUGGGCCGGGCGGGUCAGCGGCGUCAAACGACUGACGGAGAAGAGCCGCGAGUGGCGCGAGGAAGGGGGCGGCGAGGGCGGCAUCAUGGAGGAGGCGUAGACGGAGAGCGGAAAAAGGGGGUGCGGAAACAGGACAAGCGAAACCCCCCUCUUGCUUCGCCGGGCUUGAUUGGGUUGCUCUCUGUGCCGUCUUAUUCUUGAGCGGCGGAACCCGGGGAAACACGGUCGCCGUCAUCAGACCUUCCUGUUCUGUUGCGGGUCGCCGAACUGGUGGGUCUUGCGCCGCACACAAGGAACUGCGCCGCGGUCAUGCCGCCUUCGCUGCGAGUCAGCUACGCCGCGCAUCCCCAACCCUCUCUGCCGCCUCAGUCGCCAAUCGGCGGGAUUAUUUCUCAUCGGGCACCACGGCAACACCCUCCCUCCCGACUAUCAACCAAAUCCAUCGCCUCUCAAAGGAAUACGCGCGCGCGCAUCGUCCCGCCGUCGCCGCCGCCCGCCAGCCGUCCCGCGUCGCACUCGCCCAUCGGCACAAUCCUGUCAUCCUACCGAGCUUAUAUCCUCGCAGUGUUCCG
This is a messenger RNA of Thermothielavioides terrestris NRRL 8126, 931 nucleotides long. RefSeq lists its product as uncharacterized. The record is from RefSeq and is a predicted model, not a curated record. Lineage: Eukaryota; Fungi; Ascomycota; Sordariomycetes; Sordariales; Chaetomiaceae. The coding region runs from base 52 to 459 and encodes 135 amino acids. The transcript has a single exon.